AUGAAUGGAGAAAAAGCACACCAAGACUUUAGUAACAUCGUUGAUUUCAAUAUUUUAUUGACUCCUGUGUUGACAAUCAAGGAAAGGGACAACAGAAGACUGGCCAAUUAUCUGAAGCAAAAACCAUCCUGCACACCCAAGAGGCUGUGCAAGGAUCAUUUCAGCUUUAAAAGAGUUACUCCUCAAGGACAAAUACAAACUAUUAGAUAUUUUUAAACCAAAGUUUUGAUGUUAAUGAUCGAAUGAGGUACAAAUCAUGAAGCAUUGAAGGAGUUGCUGCGAAAGCCAGCAGUCAAUCAAGAGGACUUGGAAUCAGCUUUGGUAGGGCUGGCGAGGUCACAUGGAGUUGAUUGGCAGGCAGCUUGCAUGGAGGAAACUGAUCUGCUCUUCAGCUUUUAGCAGGACUUUGAUUGCUGAGAAGAGCCUUUUGAGCAACAGCAGGGAGAGCAGCCACACUUGGAACAGCAGGGAGAUUUGGUGCUGCAGCAGGGGGGGCAGCAGGGCUUGCAGCAAACCUGCUGGCAACAGGGUACGGAGCAGCUGCUCUUGGAACAGCAGCAGGGGGAACAGCCACACUUGGAACAGCAGGAGGACUUGGGGCAGCAGCAAGGGGAACAGCCACACUUGGAACAGCAAGAAGGCUUCUGGCAGCAGCAGGGGCUACAGCCGCACUUGGAACAGCAAGAAGGCUUCUGGCAGCAGCAGGGGCUACAGCCGCACUUGGAACAGCAGGAAGGCUUCUGGCAGCAGCAGGGGGAACAGCCACACUUGGAACAGCAGGAAGGCUUCUGGCAGCAACAGGGGGAACAGCCACACUUGGAACAGCAGGAAGGUUUCUGGCAGCAACAGGGGCUACAGCCACACUUGGAACAGCAGCAAGGCUUCUGGCAGCAACAGGGGGAACAGCCGCACUUGGAACAGCAAGAAGGCUUCUGGCAGCAACAGGGGCUACAGCCGCACUUGGAACAGCAGGAAGGCUUCUGGCAGCAACAGGGGGAACAGCCACACUUGGAACAGCAGGAAGGUUUCUGGCAGCAGCAAGGGGAACAGCCACACUUGGAACAGCAGGAAGGCUUCUGGCAGCAGCAGGGGCUACAGCCACACUUGGAACAGCAGGAAGGCUUCUGGCAGCAACAGGGGGAACAGCCACACUUGGAACAACAGGAAGGCUUCUGGCAGCAACAGGGGGAACAGCCACACUUGGAACAACAGGAAGGCUUCUGGCAGCAACAGGGGCUACAGCCACACUUGGAACAGCAGCAAGGUUUCUGGCAGCAGCAAGGGGAACAGCCACACUUGGAACAGCAGGAAGGCUUUUGA
This is a messenger RNA of Podarcis lilfordi (Lilford's wall lizard), 1320 nucleotides long. NCBI's taxonomy places the organism in Eukaryota, Metazoa, Chordata, Lepidosauria, Squamata, Lacertidae. The record is from the annotation of a GenBank genome assembly.